Hibiscus syriacus is the source of this 1969-nucleotide messenger RNA. RefSeq names its product bifunctional TH2 protein, mitochondrial-like. The record is from RefSeq and is a predicted model, not a curated record. Lineage: Eukaryota; Viridiplantae; Streptophyta; Magnoliopsida; Malvales; Malvaceae. The transcript has 6 exons. Gene Ontology annotation, cellular component: cytosol. The coding region runs from base 98 to 1894 and encodes 598 amino acids.
AAACGAAUAGUAUAGAUAAAUCGCAUUCCCUCCCUUUUCUCACACUCUCCCCUCUCCUCCGCCAUUACUGCCAAAACGCCACUCUUCUCUUUCUUUGAUGCGCUCCCUCUUUUCUUCUUCUCCCUCUCCAAUCACAACUCUCUUUCAACUUGUCCGAUCCCACCGCCGAUUCUUCUCGUCGACAAAUCCAAUGGCGAUUCCUCCAAAGUCCUCCUCUGCCGCCGUUAUCCCCACAGAGGACCGGCUAGCGACUAGGUUAUGGUUCAAGUUUCGCAAAGAAUCCAUGCUUUCUCUUUACUCACCUUUCUCUCUUUGUUUGGCUUCUGGGUCUCUCAAGAUCGACACUUUUCGUCAUUAUAUUGCGCAAGAUGUACACUUUCUCAAAGCCUUUGCUCGUGCAUAUGAAUUGUCAGCAGACUGUGCUGAUGACGAUGAUGCAAAAUUAGCUAUCUCUGAGUUAAGGAAGGGUGCCUUGGAGGAGCUAAAAAUGCACAAUUCUUUUGUACAGGAAUGGGGUUCUGACUGUGUUAAAGAGUGCCCUGUCAAUUCUGCAACUUUGAAGUAUACCGAAUUCUUGCUGGCAACAGCUUCUGGGAAAGUUGAAGGACUAAAAGCUCCAGGAACACUUGCCACUCCGUUUGAGAAAACAAAAAUUGCAGCUUACACUCUAGGGGCCAUGACACCUUGCAUGAGGCUGUAUGCAUUUUUGGGCAAGGAGUUUCAGGCACUUCUAGAAUCCAAUGAGCACGAUCACCCAUACAAGAAGUGGAUUGAGAAUUAUUCUUCUGAAAACUUUCAGGCAUCAGCUCUGCAAACAGAAGACUUGCUGGAUAAACUUAGUGUCCCUUUGACAGGCGAGGAACUAAACAUCAUUGAGAAACUUUAUCACCAAGCAAUGAAACUUGAAAUAGAGUUCUUCUAUAGUCAACCGCUUACUCAGCCUACUAUUGCUCCUUUGACUAAGGAACAUGCUCCCGAACUAGAUCGUCUUAUGAUUUUUUCUGAUUUUGAUCUUACUUGCACGGUUGUUGAUUCAUCUGCCAUUUUGGCAGAGAUAGCAAUAGUAACGGCCCCAAAAUCUGAUCAGAACCAACCAGCAGGUCAAAUUACUAGGAUGUCAUCUGCUGAGCUGAGGAACACCUGGGGUCAACUUUCUACACAAUACACAGAAGAGUAUGAACAAUGCAUAGAAAGUAUAUUGCCUUCUGAGAAAGUGGAGUUCAAUUAUGAAACUUUGCAUAAAGCACUUGAGCAACUCUCCGACUUUGAGAAAAGAGCAAAUUCUAGGGUGGUUGAGUCAGGGGUGCUUAAGGGUCUAAACCUUGAAGACAUUAAACGAGCUGGCGAAAGACUGAUUCUUCAAGAUGGUUGUGUUAACUUCUUUCAAAAAAUCACACAGAACAAAAAUCUUAAUGCCAAUGUCCAUGUUCUUUCCUAUUGUUGGUGCGGUGAUCUCAUCCGGACAGCGUUUUCUUCAGGGGGUUUAGAUGUUCCGAAUAUACAUGCAAAUGAGUUCAGUUUUGCAGAAUCAGUAUCCACAGGUGAAAUCGUUUGGAAAGUUCAGUCCCCUAUCGACAAAAUUCAAGCUUUCGAUGAUAUCUUACAAGACUGCAGCAAUGACAGAAAAGACCUGAGUGUUUACGUCGGAGACUCGGUGGGUGAUCUACUGUGUCUGGUAAAAGCAGAUAUAGGCAUUGUGGUCGGGUCUAGUUCAAGCCUAAGGAGAGUGGGGAGUCAGUACGGUGUUUCAUUUGUCCCAUUGUUCCCAGGCUUGGUUAAGAAGCAGAAGGAAUUUGCUCAAGGAAGAAGCCCUCGUAUUUGGAAGGGCCAAUCUGGAAUUCUUUACACUGCUUCUAGCUGGGAAGAUAUCCAUGCCUUCAUUUUGGGGUUGUAGAAUUUAUUAUUAUUAUUAUUAAGGCAAAUGAAUGAAUUGUUUUAUUUAUGGAGUUAGGGGUUGCUAUCCGAAAUA